Molecule: messenger RNA, 2578 nt
Organism: Sphaeramia orbicularis (orbiculate cardinalfish)
Lineage: Eukaryota; Metazoa; Chordata; Actinopteri; Kurtiformes; Apogonidae
Gene: tmbim4
Product: transmembrane BAX inhibitor motif containing 4
Exons: 7
Coding region: 139-849 (236 amino acids)
Biological process (GO): negative regulation of apoptotic process
Cellular component (GO): membrane
Source: RefSeq, a predicted model, not a curated record
ACGCUGAGUCUCCAUCUGAGAUCAGAAUCGGAGCAGUCCAGUUCUUCGACGGGAGUGCAACAUUUCCUGGUAGUCCUGUAUUUACACGGCAAUUAUAUUUUUCUCCGUGUGGCGCAGAACCCCUAACUAUAUAACACGAUGAAUAGUGAAAAAUACCCCCGGUCUUCUAUUGAGGACGACUUCAACUACGGCACGAAUGUCGCUACCGCCAGUAUCCAGAUACGGAUGGACUUUCUGCGGAAAGUGUACACCCUGCUGAGCCUGCAGAUCAUCCUGACCACAGCCACAUCUGCUGUCUUCAUGUACUCCCAGACCAUCAAGGAGUUUGUCCAUGCCAGUCCUGCUGUGGUUCUGGUUUCGGCUCUGGGGUCUCUGGUUCUGCUUUUGGCCUUGGCCAUGUACAGACAUCAACAUCCAGUCAACCUCUACCUGCUCUUCACAUUUACACUGUUAGAAGCUGUUUCUGUGGCCACAGCCUUGACCUUCUAUGAAUACUCUACUGUACUGCAAGCCUUGUUCCUCACCUGUGCUGUGUUUGCCGGACUGACAGCCUACACCUUCCAGUCUAAGAGAGACUUCAGCAAAAUGGGAGCAGGUCUGUUCGCCUGCCUGUGGAUCCUUAUCAUUGCAGGUUUCAUGAGGUUCUUCUUCAGCAGUGACAGCACAGAGCUGGUCAUGGCUGGAGCUGGAGCUCUGAUCUUCUGUGGCUUCAUCAUCUACGACACACACCUGCUGAUGAAGCAGCUUUCUCCUGAGGAGCACAUCCUGGCCUCCAUCAACCUCUACUUGGACAUUGUCAACCUCUUCCUACACAUCCUCCGUGUCCUCGACUCUAUGAAGAAACAUUGAAAACUAUAGUGCUGUUUUCGGCAAAUCUGUAUGUCAAUCAUUCCAGCCUCAGCCUUUGUGUGUAUAAGCAACUGCACUGUUUAAUUCUGUUUGUCCCAAGUUAAGGUGAUUCAUAACAGUGAAAUCUUGUUCUAAAGCCAAAAUCAUACUUGACAACUUUUAAAGAAUCUCUGUUUAAGAGUUGGAAGUUCGUGACAGAAUGCUAUUUAUUGGGAGUUGGCUGUUGGUUAUCAUUAGCACCAUUUCUAAGUAAACAUGAGCUGGUUUUGCACAUUGUUGCUGCUGUAGAAGAGCAGAAGAAAGGCACUGAAGAGCUUAGGUGUGACUGUCACCCCAUACCCUUUACACUGAAGCCAGUGUAGACAGUUGUUACCUUAGAAAUUAAGGUCGCUAACAUUAACAAAUGACUGCCAGUACAAAACUGACAUCUGACACAUUUUACAUAAGCACACAUGAAUCUUGCAUUUUGAACCAACUAAAACUUUGUGACUCUGCUAGUGAGAGCCUGCUUACUGACUAAUCAAGUUACCAGCAUUAGAAAAAACAGCUUUUGUCUAAUCUAUAGCAUUACAUGAAUCCACAUUUGAGGCCCUAAUGGAUAUUUUCCUGCAGUAGUUAGACACAGCUCUGGAAAAUUAAGAGAUGCCUGGUUUUACUAUUUUAUUUUUUUGAGGAAAGUUUUUGUUACAUCUCUCCCAGGUUUUAAACAUUGAAGCUACAAACAGUGAUGAUCAGACUCUCGAUCUGUAGACCUGGCCUCCUUUUAAUCUUUGUACAAAGUAGGGAAAUACAUGAAAAUACCUGCCACAUUUGUUAUGUUCGGGUGAAACCUCACAUGUGGACUGAAUUUAUGAAAUGUUCUAGGGGGCACUAUUGAGUAAUGUUGCCACACCCGUGGCUAAGACCUAUAAAAUAUAAAAAUACUCAGCACUUCAGACUAGGUUUACCAACAUUUUGUAAGUUUUAGACACUCAUUUAUAUUUGAAGCAUUAAGAAAUCAGUAUUUCACUGUUCAUGCAUCUUGGCAUGUUCUUUACCAGCAGUCCAUGUUGUUUUUUGUUGUGUUUAACUUCAAGAAGCUAAACUGCAAUAGCUUGACUAUUUGAUGCACUUUGAAAAUCCCAUUCUAGGUUUUCAUGGGGGUUUAGGUCUACAGUUUAGGAAUGGUCUCUUCAUCUUUUCCAGAUGUAUAUGUUCAAAUGUGUGUGUUUAAGUAUUUAUGGUGGAUGAAUGAAGGGACUCAGUUUAACAAUAUGGUUCAUUUAUGUUGUUUAUAUAUAUUUUGACAACACGAGCGCCACAAAAACAGAUGAAUGCAUAUCUUACCAACAUUAUAUACUUCCCAUUGAAUGUUUUUAGUGUUGGGAAAAAUUGCUCUCUUUUGUUUCCUUAAUGUUCUCCCCUCACGCCUUAUCUUACAGUAGUACAGUGACAUUGCCUGAGUUUAUUAACAUCUAUGGUUGUAUAUAUUUUUAUUGUGUAAAUGUAACAAUGCACAGUUUCAGGGAGGGAGAACUUAACAUUAAAUAUUAAAACCUAAUUCUAUUAAACAGAGAACUUUAAGACAUCAGAUUGAAGAUACUAGUAAAUUUACUUGGUUUAUGUUUUGGUCUUGAAUGAUGAAAUACACUGUGUUUGUUUAAGAACUGCUGGUCACUUUCUGGUUCUGUAAACAGCUUUUGAAACAUGAAAAUGUGACAUGUCAUGUUGAAAUAAAUAUUUAAAUAUA